GUCAGAUCAAUAGUGCCUGCUUAAUGGCACAUCUUACCUUCCCAGACAUGCCUAUAUAGCACUCUUUCAGAUUGUUCAGGUGUCCAGCGAAAAUUUUUGUUGUCAUAUUGACCGUUUCAUCCCGGAUAUAUAUCGUGCCCCACUGCAACACAUAUUCUGCAUCCUGUUCGGAUGGGUAGUAGUAUAUGGUUUUCAAGACAGGAUUCCCAUAAUUAUAAGCCAUAGAAGACCAAUUCAAUCAACUAUGCAAUUCACUCAUGGUUCCUGGAUGGAUGCUCGUCUUUCCUGCUGGAACCCCUCACUCUAACCCGAGGCAGCAGAUCACUAAUCACGGUUUUGGAUCCCGAGAUUAGUUAUUCUGCUCGGCUCCGACCACAACCCCAGAUUAUCCAACGUCAUCCCCAAUUAUCUACCCUACUAAUCAUCCAACCUCGGUCUUCCCUCACCUUCUUCUUAUAUAGCACGCGCAUAGCUACACCCUUCUACGAACACUCAUAAGCUGGGAGACGAACACCAGCGAAGCUACUACGCCCUCUACACUCCUUAGACACUACACUCUACAAUGUCCCUGAACCCCGACAAAAAGCCCGUCCUCGCCGUGAUAGGCGUCGGCCCCGGAAUCGGCGAAGCCGUCUCGCACCAUUUCGCGCAGAAGAACUUCGCCGUGGCCCUCAUCGCUCGCACCGAGUCGAAGCUCGCCACGAUCCAAAACACCAUCAACAGUUCCGUCGGCAGCCCCGUAUCAAAGUAUUAUGUCGCCGACGCGCGCAGCGAAUCCAGCCUGCAGUCCACCUUUGCAGCGAUCAAAUCCGACCUCGGUGUCGUGGACGUGCUGAUCUACAACGCGGGCUCGCGACGCUUCACGCCGCGCACGAUCCUCGAGACGAGCUCGGAGGAGUUUGAGAGUUUCACGAAGAUCAACCUCUUUGGUGCGUUUUAUGCGGCCAAGUGUGUUAUUCCGGGCAUGCUGGAGAAGGGAGAGGGGACGGUGAUUUUCACGGGCGCGACGGGGUCGAUUCGCGGGAGUGCGGGGUUGAGUAGCUUUUCGCCGGGGAAGUUUGGGCUUCGGUCUCUAAGCCAGAUCAUCACGCGCGAGUUCCAGACUAAGGGGAUCCAUGCGGCGCAUGUUAUUGUGGAUGGGCCGGUUGAAAGUGAUAUCGUCGGAGGGGUGGUGCGGCGGCGGUGGGAGAGGGAGGGGGAAACGGAGAAGUUGCAGGAAAAGGACCUGUAUCUGAUGCAGCCGAGCGAUUUGGCGGGGAUUUAUUGGUGGUUGUACACGCAACCGCGGAGUACGUGGACGCAGGAGUUGGAUGUGCGGGCGCAGAGGGAGCAGAUGUUUUCCAAGAUGUAGCGGCGGAUUUAGGUUGAUCCGCGGAGACAGGAGUGGAAAUGAUCUUCGAAUCGCAACAGGACAUUUUUCAUUUCGCGCUCGUGUUGGAACACAUUGAGCGUAUUCUUGUGCUUUUAUCAGUUCAUAACUUUGUCUCAGCUUCAUUAUGAAACAAAUUCAGGGGUACAAAUGCAACUUAUCAGACGCCAAAAAUAGGCGACCAUAUUUCCAAGUGGGCUCGGCAUCUGAGAAACGCAGCGAACCAGAAGCGCGCAAGACAACGGCGGGGAAAUGAACUCUGCUCUUCGAAACUCCGGACCUGACCUCCGCCAUCCACACCUGGCACCUUGAUGUCGCUCGUUUUGUUCACAGCUUAGGUGUCCGAAAGAAUGUGGUCACCGUCCCUCCUGCUCACGACCGUGCUCUCGUGGUCGGUGAGCGUCUCGGCCACGAUUCUGCAGAACGGACAGCCGAGAGACGAUCCUUACCCGGGACAAGUGUCCACCAUCGAUCUCGACAGCUCAUGGAGGAACUACGAUGCCGAUGCGCCUGAGAUUUCAUACAAAGGACGAUGGGAUAGCAAACAUAUUUCCUGUA
This is a messenger RNA of Aspergillus calidoustus, 1927 nucleotides long. The record is from the annotation of a GenBank genome assembly. Lineage: Eukaryota; Fungi; Ascomycota; Eurotiomycetes; Eurotiales; Aspergillaceae.